Molecule: messenger RNA, 4697 nt
Organism: Hemicordylus capensis (graceful crag lizard)
Lineage: Eukaryota; Metazoa; Chordata; Lepidosauria; Squamata; Cordylidae
Product: zinc finger protein 546-like
Exons: 2
Coding region: 370-1854 (494 amino acids)
Source: RefSeq, a predicted model, not a curated record
GGCGGCGAAGCAAACAAGAGGGGAGCGGCCAAACGUUACGUUAGUCAAUCAAGAAGUGCAUAUGAACGAAAGUGUUUCUAAACAUGGAAACUUAGAAACAAAUAAAAUAGAAAUGCCACGCAGCUUCCCAAACGCAUCGUGCGUGUUUUCCAUGGAGAGAAGAGUGAAGGGGGCCGGCAGCAAGGAGGAGUCCAAGCAGAAGAGCAGCAGCAUCACCCCUUCGUAAAGCAGGUGACAAUCCAUAGAGGAAGCCUAAGCAGAUGAUUUUUGGGAGCUGCCAGACGGAAAAAGAGGGCAAAGGAGAGUCCAAAAACUGAAGCAAAAUUGAAGAAUAGAAAAAGCAUCUUCUGCAUCUCAGUCCAAAAAAUAAUGCAGAAACAAAGAGAAAGAAGCUCGUACCCACCGCAUGACAAAAACUUAAGUUCUGAACCAGGCUUUCAAUGUCAGAGAGAAAUGCAUGCAGAAGGGAAACCUCAUAAAUGCUUGGAGUGUGGAAAGAAUUUCAGGCGGAGAGGACAGCUUACUGCACACCAUAGAACCCACACUGGAGAGAAACCAUAUGAAUGCUUGGAGUGUGGAAAGAGCUUCAGCACGAGUGGAUAUCUGAAUAUACACCACAGAAUCCACACUGGGGAGAAACCAUAUGAAUGCUUGGAGUGUGGAAAGGGCUUCAGCACAAGUGGAGAGCUUACUAGACACCAUAGAACCCACACUGGUCAGAAACCACAUACAUGCUUGGAGUGUGGAAAGAGUUUCAGCACGAGUGGAGAGCUUACUAUACACCGUAGAACCCACACUGGGGAGAAACCAUAUGAAUGCUUGGAAUGUGGAAAAUGCUUCAGCCAGAGUGGACAGCUUAAUCAACACCAUAGAACCCACACUGGGGAAAAACCACAUAAAUGCUUGGAGUGUGGAAAGAGUUUCAGCCAGAGAGGAUACCUUAAUAUACACCUUAGAACCCAUACUGGUGAGAAACCAUAUGAAUGCUUAGAAUGUGGAAAGAGUUUUAGCACGAGUGGAGAGCUUACUAUACACCAUAGAAUCCACACUGGGGAGAAACCAUAUCAAUGCUUGGACUGUGGAAAGAGCUUCAACCGGAGUAGAGAGCUUACUAUUCAUCAUAGAACCCACACUGGGGAGAAACCAUAUGAAUGCUUGGAUUGUGGAAAGGGUUGCAGCACGAGUGGAGAACUUACUAUACACCAUAGAACCCACACUGGGGAGAAACCACAUAAAUGUUCAGAGUGUGGCAAGAGCUUCAACCGGAUUGGACUCCUCAGUUUACACCUCAGGACCCACACUGGGGAGAAACCAUAUGCAUGUGUGGAGUGUGGAAGGAGCUACGGCACGAGGGGACAGCUUACUAGACACCAUCGAACCCACACUGGGGUGAAACCAUAUGAAUGCCUGGAGUGUGGAAAGAGUUUCAGCACGAGUGGAGAACUUACUAUACACCAUAGAACCCACACUGGGGAGAAACCAUAUGAAUGCUUGGAGUGUGGAAAGAGCUUCAGCACGAGUGGAUAUCUGAAUAUACACCACAGAAUCCACACUGGGGAGAAACCAUAUGAAUGUUUGGAGUGUGGAAAGGGCUUCAGCACAAGUGGAGAGCUUACUAUACACCAUAGAACCCAUACUGGGGAGAAACCAUAUGAGUGCUUGGAGUGUGGAAAGAGCUUCAGCCAGAGAGGAUACCUUAAUAUACACCGUAGAACCCACACAGGAGAGAAACCAUAUGAAUGCUUGGAGUGUGGAAAGAGCUUCAGCCAGAGGGGACAACUUAAUCAACACCAUAGAAUACACAUGGGGGAAAAACCAGCCAGAUUGGACUGCUUAAUCAAUAUCAUAGCAUAGGCGUGUGCAGAAACUGGUUUGGCCGUCUAUGCACAGAUCACAGAGGUAGUUCAAAAGACUGGCGUUUGAACCGUUUUGGUGGUGUUGGGGGCUUCCUUUAAGGUGCGUGGAGGGUGCUCUUACUAAACACCAUAGAACCUGUUGGGGAUACAGCUCCUACCGUAUUGACUCUCUGCAUUCUCUCUCUUUUUGGCCAUGAGGGGCAUUAGGAGUAGCGAUAGUGAGGGGAUUCCCCUUUCCCCCCUUUCUUUGUAACACUGAGCUGCCUUGAUGGCUUGACUGAAAUUUUUAGGUAGCAGAAUAUCAGUCAUUAAGACAAUGAAAGGAAAUUAGGAGGGUAGGCAAGAACUGCAUUCCAAACUUGGUAAAUGUUAACAAAUAUGUUACCUCUGCAUCAACUCUAAGCAUAUGCAGUCACAAUGCUCCCAGAAGAAAGGGAUCCCUGGUGGAGAGCAAUUCGGAGUGCAUCCCCAAAUGGAUGACUCAUCGGGGAUCAGGGCAAUGCACUCAUACAAUUGGCAGGCCUCCAGACAGAAGGCCUCCAGACAGAAACUUCAUCAAGUCAGGACAGAGAGUUUUGGAGCCAGUUCGGCAGGUCAUUCUAGAGGAAUCUGUACAAACCAUUAUAGAGGAAUUUGCAUUGACUCUGGGGCAACCCAUAAUCUAAUUAAAGAAAAGCACUGAAUUAGUAACCCACUGCAAAGAUCCCCUCUACUUUGAAGGUGGAAGACCAUUCUUUUCAGAAGGCAGAUGAACAGCAAGUCUGUGCUGUCAAUCGGACAAGGGAGAAACUAUUGUACUGAUUGUUACAGACAUCCCAGUGCUUGAGGACAGGGAGUUAUGCUACUGAAAGAGGAUAUGAAGUAGAAUUUAAGGGAAAGCAUUAUUUGUCACAGAUGGAGAUGAACUGCUUAUGAAAGGGACUCUUCAGGAGAAGGGCCUAUUUGAAGGAGACUGUAUAAAUGAGAAAGCUAAAUUUGUAAAACAAUGUUCACACGAGUAAUAUGAAAUUAUGAGAUUGCUCACAUAAAUGCUGAAGCUUACUGCUAUGAUGUCCCACUCAAGACAUGGUGGCAGAUGGGCUUUAGGAGUAAAGGGAGCCAAGGAAGAAUUUCCUUUCCUUUCCUUUCCUUUCCUUUCCUUUCCUUUCCUUUCCUUUCCUUUCCUUUCCUUUCCUUUCCUUUCCUUUCCUUGUUUUCCUCUGCUUUGGGUUCCCCUGAUUGGUAGCCUGAUAUUCUCAGGGUUCUGGAUUUCUGAUGUUUAUUGCCGUGUUUGACAUCUUGCUAUUCCAAGAAUCUACUUCAGACUUUUCGCAAGGCAGAUUUGCUUUUGCUGAAUGGGGCGGCUUUGAGUGACUACCCAGCAGACCCUCACUUAUCGAUUUCACAGCCAUAUCCCGCAAUCUAGCACCUCACAUAAGGAAAUUCCAUAUAAUUAGUCGCCUGCAGAGUGAUCAUUUCCCAAUGGAUUUGAUCAUAGGCUGGAAGGGGAAAUUGCAUCUGGACUGGAACCAGGUCCCGGUUAGAGAGGAGGAGCAAUGUUUGCAUCCUGUAAAAUGGUCCUCCAGACAACAAAAUUUAGUAAGCACGAUUUUAAGCUCACAGCAAGCUAGCAGUCUACGAACUGCUUUAAUUACCGGGUCGCACGACUCCUGCGAGAGCUGUACGAUACUAGAAUACUAUAACAAUUUGGUCCUUCUUUUACAGCCACUAUUACAGCACUAGCCACUACGAAAUCCUUAUCUAACAUGACCCGGAAAUUGUCUUCUCGCCCUCGAUUUGAUGCCGGUUGUCAUGAGGAAAAAAGAAACCUUAUCAAUGCGUUUAAAAUAUAUGCUGAGGGCUCCCACAUAUUCACGGCCCAGGAUUUGAUAGAAAUGAAAAGACAGUAUAAAAAACUAUUAAGGGAAGAGAAAGCAUUGGCCAUUAGGGAGACUUAGAAUCUUCUGAUUGCUGCCACUAAAAUGAAGAACACAGCUGUGUUUUGGUGUCUAUUAUUAUUAUUAUUAUUAUUUUAUUUUAUUUUAUUUUAUUUUAUUUUACAUUUAUAUCCCGCUCUUCCUCCAAGGAGCCCAGAGUGGUGUACUACAUACUUGAGUUUCUCUUUCACAACAGCCCUGUGAAGUAGGUUAGGCUGAGAGAGAAGUGACUGGCCCAGAGUCACCCAGCUAGUUUCAUGGCUGAAUGGGGAUUUGAACUCGGGUCUCCCCGGUCCUAGACCAGCACUCUAACCACUACACCACGCUGGCUCUGAUUAUGAUUAUUAUUUCUUGUUUACACAGUCAGACAGGUGUUAUUGACUAGUUUGUUUUAUCCAGACAUCGAGUCCUUCCCAAGGACCUGGGAUGACUGAAUUCUAUUGUCAAUUGUUAUAGAUAUCGUCGCAGAAUAUAGGCUAUUCCCAGUAAAGUUGCUUUUUGUAACUGGCUGAUGGUGAUUUCUGUGGCCCCUAUGGUGUUGAGGUCUUUUGGAACCCAGGGUGCCAAUUACCACUGGGAUUAUUUUGGUCUUUUUCUGCCACAGCCUUUCAAUUUCAAUUUGUAGAUCUUUGUAUUUUGUGAUUUUCUCUAUUUCUUUUUCUUCUAUUCUGCUAUCCCCUGGUAUUGCUAUGUCGAUUAUUUUAACUUGUUUUUCUUUCUUCUCGACUACAGUUAUAUCUGGUGUAUGGUGUGGCAGAUGUUUGUCUGUUUGUAGUCGGAAGCCCCAUAAUAUUUUUACAUCUUCAUUUUCUUCAACUUUUUCAAUUUUAUGGUCCCACCAAUUUUUGGCUACAGGUAGCUUGUAUUUUUUGCAGAUGUUCCAGUGUAUCAUCCCUGCUACCUUGUCAUGUAUUAUUUAUUAUUA